AUGGCCGCCUCAAAGGAACAAGUGCUUGAAUACAAUGACCUGAACGCCGACAAAUUCCCGGAACCGGUCGAGACGAUAAAGAUUGAUAAAUAUAAUCUGAGCGCUGCUACAGUUGACAUGAAGGACCCCGUCGUCGCACUUCUGGUUGGAUUGUUCACAAUACAUAGCCUUAUCCGCCGUAGCCUUCGCGCAGUAGCCCGUCAAGCUCGAAAUAUCGAACCUACAAAACGUGCCGCCUUCCUCGAAUAUGCUAAAAUGACUUUCGAAACCCUGGAUGGUCAUCAUCAUCACGAAGAGGAAAUAUUUUUCCCCAUAAUGAAACCAUACGUUGACUUUACAGAGUCAAGCCACGAGCAUGAAGAAAUCGAGCGAUUACUUCACCAGAACUUGGAGUAUGUUAAAACUGCGGAAACGCAUCUCAAGGGCGGCGAAGGUUCACCCGCAUGGCCAGGCGAGGAAAUCUCCUCCACCACGGAGCGACUGAUAGAAGUCUUGCUUCCCCAUCUUCAGAAAGAAGAGACUUUGUCCUCCUUAUACGCACGGAGAGUGCCUCCUACGGUUCUGGAAGAGUGCAAUAAUAAAAUCGAGAAAGCUGUUUUCGAAGAACUUAAGAAGCAGGGGAUGGUUUGGGGGACAUCCUAUCAGCUAAGGCAUUUUAAUAAGAAGGAGAAAGAAAUAUUUCCACCAAUGCCAACGCUUGUACGCCUAGGGAUUGAGUUUUUCGGGUGGCUAGGGUACGGGAAGGUCUUGCAAUUCGGCCCGACAGAGGAGGAGUUGAAAAACUGA
This is a messenger RNA of Orbilia oligospora ATCC 24927, 786 nucleotides long. RefSeq lists its product as uncharacterized. The coding region runs from base 1 to 786 and encodes 261 amino acids. NCBI's taxonomy places the organism in Eukaryota, Fungi, Ascomycota, Orbiliomycetes, Orbiliales, Orbiliaceae. The transcript is spliced from 2 exons. The record is from RefSeq and is a predicted model, not a curated record.